Rotaria sp. Silwood2 is the source of this 888-nucleotide messenger RNA. The record is from the annotation of a GenBank genome assembly. NCBI's taxonomy places the organism in Eukaryota, Metazoa, Rotifera, Eurotatoria, Philodinida, Philodinidae.
AUGAGUGAUAUUAAUUUGCUUCCACUCACAGUAGUCCAAAAUCUUGAAGACGCUGGAAUACCACACGAUAGUUUGAUAUUUUAUCAAGAUCAUCGUUGGGUAUAUCAAGUAGGACAAGAAAUAUCUGAUAACAAUAAAUUUCAUUAUCAACCUAUGGAUUCAUUAGGACCUUUUGGUGAGCAUUUAAUGACUUUCUCUAAAAAUAUAUUCAUUGAAUUAUAUAUAGGGAUUCAUGAAGUUGAUAUUUUAUUUGACUUAAUUUCAUCUACAUUUCAAUAUAGGAUUACUAAAAUUCGAGGACGACAAUUAACUGAUGAAGAACAAAUAAUAGGUAGCUAUGCUCCAAUCGCUUCAAUUACUCUUGAAGGAUGUGCACGUUCAACAGCAAAUAUUCCAGAUGAUGCCACACACUUUUGUUGGCUCUAUCCACCGAAAUGUAUACUUAGUGAAGAUGAUGACGUUACUUCACGCGAUUCAGACGAGUCAAAUUUACUCAAAAUAGGUGGAUUUGCAUAUUUUAAUACCGAUGACAAUAAUAUUGACAAACUUCGACUUAUUCGUCUUAAUUCAUUGAGUCUGCCUGCUAAAAACGGACUAACUUUUAAAGAUCCAUAUUCUUGGCGAAAACAAUACACGCAUCGACUAUGGGCAGAAAAUCGAUUUCAACCUGUAACAUUACCGUAUCUUCUUGAAAAAGGUGCACGAUAUUUUGCUUUUAUUAAUCCUUCUGAAAAAUUAUCUACUGAAAAUAAUGAAUUAUCAUGGAUACCGUCAGAGAAUGGAGCUUUUGCAUAUUUAUUUAAUGAAGAUCAUUCACCACAUGUAUUCGAUUGUUAUUUUUCUGUGGCUGAUAAUUGCUUAGGUGUCUCACCAAGUGAUGAAGAAUGA